GACAAUGGUCUGAGCCGAGCUCUGCUUCUCAAAGCAAAAUUUGUAAUAUGCCAUUUUUCCUAUGGAUGCUUCUCCUCCUGGCUGCUGACGAAGUGACCGGUGACCGAAGAAAAUGCUGAGGUGCCGAGCAGCCUGUCGUGCCGGAGGACGAGCGCGAGGGCUGGGGGUUUCUCGGAGCAGCGCCGGUGUCACCAUUGCUACGAAGAUGGUCCGGGAGUGCUCGGCUGCGUGAGACCCCGCUCGGAGCCGGUGCAGACUGCGGUUAUAUUGAUCAAGUGCAAUAGCAGACGCCGAAAUAAAAGACACUAGGUACCGAACCUUUAUUUCUGAGCCAGGCGUUCCCUCCUUAGCACCCACACCCUCCGGGAGAGAUGAUGUGCGAAGUGAUGCCUACGAUAAAUGAGGACACCCCGAUGAGUCAACGGGGGUCCCAGAGCAGCGGCUCGGACUCAGAUUCUCACUUUGAGCAGCUGAUGGUGAAUAUGCUGGAUGAAAGGGACCGUCUCCUUGAUACUCUUCGGGAGACACAGGAAAGCUUGUCACUUGCACAGCAACGCCUACAGGAUGUCAUCUAUGACAGAGACUCCCUUCAGCGACAGCUUAACUCUGCGCUGCCUCAGAUGACGGUUGCUGCUGGUACGAGCAUUGAGAAUAACAUUCAAAGGACCAUAUCCUGCCCUAAUGAAUUUGCUGCACUGACAAAAGAAUUAAAUGCAUGUAGGGAACAGCUGCUUGAAAAGGAGGAGGAGAUUUCAGAACUGAAGGCUGAAAGAAACAACACGAGACUAUUGCUGGAGCAUUUGGAGUGCCUUGUCUCAAGACACGAAAGAUCACUGAGGAUGACAGUGGUGAAACGGCAAGCACAGUCUCCCUCAGGAGUUUCCAGUGAAGUUGAGGUCCUCAAAGCUCUGAAAUCUCUGUUUGAGCACCACAAGGCUUUGGAUGAAAAGGUAAGGGAGCGUCUGAGGGUUUCUUUAGAAAGAGUCUCUGCACUGGAAGAAGAACUCGCUGCUGCUAACCAGGAGAUUGUAGCUUUGCGUGAACAAAAUGCACACAUUCAAAGGAAAAUUGCAGCUGGUGAAGGGCCUGCUGAAUCUGAGCAUAUUGAAGGAGUGGAGCCAGGGCAAAAGGUUCAUGAAAAGCGUUUAUCGAAUGGCUCCAUAGACUCAAAUGAUGAAACCAGUCAAGUUAUAGAACUCCAGGAGCUACUUGAAAAGCAGAACUAUGAAAUGGCACAAAUGAAGGAACGUAUGGCUGCACUGUCAUCCCGGGUGGGAGAGGUAGAGCAGGAAGCAGAAACUGCCAGAAAGGAGCUCAUUAAAACAGAAGAAAUGAACAGUAAAUAUCAGAGAGACAUUAGAGAGGCAAUGGCACAAAAGGAAGAUAUGGAAGAAAGAAUCACUACACUGGAGAAGCGCUACCUCAGUGCACAGAGAGAAUCCACCUCCAUACAUGACAUGAAUGACAAGCUGGAAAAUGAGCUGGCAAACAAAGAAGCCAUCCUACGUCAGCUGGAAGACAAAAACAGACAGCUGCAAGAGCGUCUAGAGCUGGCGGAACAGAAGCUCCAGCAGACGAUGAGGAAGGCGGAAACCUUACCUGAAGUGGAGGCUGAACUGGCUCAGAGAAUUGCAGCUCUGACUAAGUCUGAUCCAACCUCUUCUACCUCAUCUGGUGAUUAUCAAUAUGUUAUGGAAGCUAAACUACAAGAAAUGAUCUCCAUACGUAGGAAGGCAGAAGAAAGGCAUGGAAACAUUGAAGAACGUAUGAGACACUUAGAAGCUCAACUUGAAGAGAAGAAUCAGGAACUUCAAAGAGCAAGGCAAAGAGAAAAAAUGAAUGAGGAGCAUAACAAAAGACUAUCAGAUACUGUAGACAGACUUUUGACAGAAUCCAAUGAGCGUCUGCAGCUGCACCUAAAAGAGAGAAUGGCAGCACUUGAAGAAAAGAAUGUUUUGAUUCAAGAGUCUGAAAGUUUCCGGAAAAAUCUGGAAGAAUCUUUACACGACAAGGAAAGACUUGCAGAAGAAAUUGAGAAACUGAGAUCUGAAUUGGAUCAAAUGAAAUUGAGAGCUGGUUCUUUAAUUGAACCCACAUUGUCAAGGCCUCAUCUAGACUCAUCAGCAGAGUUGAGGUAUUCUGUGGGCUCACUGGUGGAUAGCCAGUCUGACUAUCGGUCAACUAAAGUGAUAAGGCGACCUAGAAGGGGACGCAUGGGAGUACGCAGAGAUGAACCAAAGGUAAAAUCACUUGGAGAUCAUGAGUGGAAUAGGACUCAGCAGAUUGGCGUUUUGAGCAGCCAUCCAUUUGAAAGUGACACUGAAAUGUCUGACAUUGAUGAUGAUGAUAGAGAAACGCUUUUCAGCUCCAUGGACCUCCUGUCACCAAGUGGCCAUUCUGAUGCCCAGACGCUGGCCAUGAUGCUUCAGGAGCAGCUAGAUGCAAUCAAUAAAGAAAUCAGGUUAAUCCAAGAAGAAAAAGAGUCAACAGAACUGCGUGCUGAAGAGAUAGAGAACAGAGUGGCCAGCGUGAGUCUAGAAGGCUUAAAUCUAGCCAGAGUCCAUCAAGGUACAUCCAUUACUGGCUCAGUGACAGCAUCAUCACUUGCAAGCUCUUCUCCUCCCAGUGGACACUCAACUCCUAAACUCACCCCUCGCAGUCCUGCCAGAGAGAUGGAUAGAAUGGGGGUUAUGACGCUGCCAAGCGAUCUAAGGAAACAUCGGAGAAAGAUUGCAGUAGUCGAAGAAGAUGGUCGUGAAGAUAAAGCUACGAUCAAAUGUGAAACUUCUCCCCCUCCAACACCCAGAGCUAUAAGAAUGACUCAUACCCUUCCUUCUUCAUACCACAAUGAUGCCAGAAGUAGUUUACCUGCUUCAUUGGAGGCAGAAAGUAUUGGUCUUGGCAGCGUCAGUAGCAGUCAGGACUCCCUGCACAAAGCUCCGAAGAAGAAAGGAAUCAAGUCCUCGAUAGGACGCUUGUUUGGUAAAAAAGAGAAGGCUCGACUUGGACAGCUCAGAGGUUAUAUUGAAACAGAAGCAGCAGCACAAGAAUCUCUGGGAUUAGGCAAACUUGGAACCCAAGCAGAAAAAGACCGAAGGCUAAAGAAAAACAUAUCUGGACAUGAACUUCUGGAAGAAGCUCGGAGAAAGGGUUUGCCUUUUGCCCAGUGGGAUGGGCCUACGGUGGUCGCCUGGCUGGAACUCUGGCUGGGAAUGCCAGCUUGGUAUGUGGCCGCCUGCCGUGCCAACGUGAAGAGUGGAGCCAUCAUGUCUGCUUUGUCUGACACCGAGAUUCAAAGAGAAAUUGGAAUCAGCAAUCCUCUUCAUCGCCUAAAACUCCGAUUAGCAAUCCAGGAGAUGGUAUCACUCACAAGCCCAUCGGCACCUCCGACAUCUAGAACACCCUCAGGCAAUGUUUGGGUGACCCACGAAGAAAUGGAAAAUCUUGCUGCUCCAGCCAAAACGAAAGAGUCUGAAGAAGGCAGCUGGGCCCAGACCCUGGCCUAUGGUGACAUGAACCAUGAGUGGAUAGGUAACGAAUGGCUGCCCAGCCUGGGCUUACCUCAGUACCGCAGUUACUUCAUGGAGUGCCUGGUCGACGCGAGGAUGCUGGAUCAUCUGACGAAGAAAGAUCUGCGUGUGCACUUGAAAAUGGUGGACAGCUUCCAUCGAACAAGCUUGCAAUAUGGAAUCAUGUGUUUAAAGAGAUUGAAUUAUGAUAGAAAAGAACUGGAAAAGCGAAGAGAAAUGAGUCAGCAUGAAAUAAAAGAUGUGCUGGUGUGGAGCAACGACCGCGUCAUCCGCUGGAUACAAGCGAUCGGCCUACGGGAAUACGCAAACAAUAUUCUAGAAAGCGGUGUACAUGGCUCCCUUAUAGCACUGGAUGAGAACUUUGAUUACAGCAGUUUAGCUUUAUUAUUACAGAUUCCAACACAAAACACCCAGGCACGGCAGAUCCUUGAGAGAGAAUACAACAACCUUUUAGCACUAGGAACUGAAAGACGACUUGAGGAAAGCGACGACAAGAACUUCAGGCGCGGCCCCUCCUGGCGACGACAGUUCCCCCCCCGCGAGGUCCAUGGCAUCAGCAUGAUGCCCGGCUCCUCCGAAACGCUGCCGGCCGGCUUCAGGUUGACCACGACCUCAGGGCAGUCCCGGAAAAUGGCAACUGACGUUGCUUCAUCACGACUGCAGAGGUUAGACAGCUCAACAGUUCGCACAUACUCAUGCUGACAAGGCCUAGCAAAGACGCCAGCACUGAAUUGCUGUGAGUAUUCAAAAGGGGCCAUCGUGGAACCUCUUUAUGUACACCACACCCAUUGCUCUUUGGCACUAUUCAAGCAAGAGGCAGCGCGGAGCAGAGGACCAAACUCAGAGCUACUGGGGUGGCCAUUUGAUUAAACCUACGGUCUCAAGCUCAGUCCUGGAGACACUGCACCACUCCUUUCCCUACCUCCAACAGCAGGUUCUCUCUGCUGGUACCACCUUAGCAGAUAAGACAACAGUUUCCAGAUGGCUUCUCUUCAGGUGAUGGCUUGCCAAGCAUAACAAGUAUGCUCUCUAAGCUAGAACAGGGAAGCAGAAGGAACAGGAACUGCAUUCCCUUCAUGCAAAUUUGAAAUAUUUCUACCAGGAUCUAGGGAAAGAAAGGAAAACAAUCUGGUAAAGCUGAUGAGAAUUAGGUUUUUUUUUUUUUUUCUUUUAAUGAUAUGGCUCCAUUUAGAACAUCAGGCAGCUGAAUAAAACUAGGACAAAACUUCCCCUAUGCAGAAAAUCUUCCAAAACUAUCCACUGCAGAGAUUCUUAGUUCCCAAAUCAUUCAGAACUGACCAGCAGUAAAGAAAGGACACUGAGCUGGAUGCAACUAUACAUCAAGUUCUGUACCACAGUUCAUGUUGCACUUCUCACCACCUCUCUUUUAAAUAUGGCUAUUAAUGACAGUAAUCCUGCCUAGGUUCUGCAGAAAAAUUUUGCUGCUGCUUCACAAGUUUUCCAAAAGAACAACCCAACACGAUGAGCGCUUUCAUCAGUAUGGCACCAUUUCAUGCUAAUAUUUUCUCAGUAACAUAUCAUUUUGUUUUCCAUUCAGUUACUCAGGGGAGUUGGAAAGUGCAUUUGGACAGCACCAGAACCCCACCAAGGCACUGAAAAUGUUUUGAUAGCUGUUACCCAUCAUAGGCAAGACAAGACAUGCCAGAAUCUGCAAGAAAGGAAUUGCUGUUCCUAAUUUUCCCAACAAAGACCUUUUUUAAGAUCUUCAACCAGGAGAGGCUUGGGGCCACCACAACUUUAAUAAUUCUGGGCACAUUCAAAGACCACUAAGGAACAGCAAAUGUUACCGAUGGGAAAUGCAGAUUGCUCAGGAUUCUGCUGAUGACAUCAGCCUUACUUCAUAGAUCCCAGGAGACUGUAGGUGUACAAAAUUGUCAUUUAGCAGAAAAAGAAACAAACUGUCACAGAAAAAUAAGCAUACAUUAAUUAUUUAUCUAAAACUGGCAAGCUUAGCAGCUGGUCGUACAAAGCUGACUACAGAGUACAUAAACUAUAUAAAUCUUUUAAAGUAUACGUGCAUGCAGAUUAGGACUUGGUGUUAUGUCAGUAAAAUGAUGACAAUAAUCCCGAAUGGGUUCAGUGGAGGCAGAAACUGAUAGCAGAUAUGUAUAUCUUUUAGCCUAUAUGCAUCUGAACUGCAAUAAAUCACUGCCUAUGAUUUAGAUCGUUGAAGUUCAGAUGCUAAGCAGUUCAGCAGGCCAGUAACAGUCCAGGCACAUAAGGCAAUAUUUGCCAACAGGUCUGACAAUUACAACAAGGCCAGAAAUUGAAAGUGGUAUGUUAAUAAAAAUCAACAUACGAUUUCCCAGGGUGUUUAUUCCCAGUUGAUCCUACAGUAAUUGUCUAAAAACUAGUAAUCCACAAACAGAAGAAAAGCAGCAAAGCUUUGUUGGCAUUGCAUGUGUAUGGGAGUUAUAUGUUUUGAGGAAAAAAAAAAAGUUUACAAAGUUAUACAAGCUGUAUAAGUGAACUUCCAUUUCUAUAGGAGCAGUUUUAAGUAUUUCACCUGAUUCAGGUAUCAGUGAUAUAAAUCACACUGGUGCUUGUAGCUUGUCCACUGUGCUGAGAAUAGUAUACUAGUCUUAAACAGACAAGAACUUUACCAGUCUAUCAAAUUUGAUCUAAGUUGUAGGGGCUCUUACGUAAGGAUGACUGAAUGAAUGUAUGCUGCUUCUUUUGACUUACUGCAGAGUGCUUUUAGAGAAGUAACAAGAUGGUAUAAGCUACAACUCAGCCUAUGCAUCAUUCAUCAGUGCAAUUCCAAACUGCCACCAGCAUUCAGUACCAAGUAAAAUCUAUUUUGGAUUUCAGUAAAUUAUAUAUAAAUGAUGCAGGAAAAAGAUUUCCUUCAUUAUUAUAUCAGGCAUGAAAACUUAAACACGCUGAGUUUGUUUGAAAGUGAUUGAGGAAUUGCAGAAGAGUCUUCACGGUUCUGGGAUCACGUUUCCUGAGUAACAGCUUCUUCACGGAAAGAACUGAUAGAUGCUCGUACAAAAAACCUUCAUUAUAAUAUCUCUUGAAAAUUUUCAGAUCCAAGUCAGACUGAGACCCAGGCUUGCAACACCUUGACUAAAAUACAUCAGUCACCAUGUUACUACAGUGACUGCACUAUUUGCACAUGCGACUGUUUCUAAGUAGGCAGCAGAGGAGUUGGGUACCUGCAUGGGCUGUUGCACAGUAGCAAUACAAGUGUAUUCUUAAAAUAGUAAAGAGCUCUAUGCAUAUUAAAAGCAGCCUGAACAGAGAGCUGUAAAUAGGUGGCACGUGGAACAAAUGAGAUGUUCUGUGAUGACAGCAGACUGCAGAAUUCUUGCAUUCUGCUACCCACCUUUCUUAGAGAACACGUCAAAGCCUCUGAUUUCAAAAUAGUUUAUGCCAACAAUACCAAGCGGGUUCAAACAUCCAGUUUCUCUGGGUGUUUCUUCAGAAUGGGUUAAAUCCUCAUGCCUUCAAAUUGUACUUCAGGGAUUUUUUAAACAUUUGUUGAAACCACCGUGAACUGAGAUUUUCAGAACAGUUAACAUGAACAUAUCCUACAUGGCCCAGUCUGAGUAUACUCUUAAGAUCAUGAAUUUAAGUACAUUUAGGACUACUGGUGCCAAGCCAUUUCAUAUUGCACAGAAGUUCAACAGUGCAUAUGGGAUGGUGCAGCUCCUGCUGCCAUGGCUGUUACCCAGCAGAGCACCUGGAAGCCAGGUCCACAGGCAGUGGAUUCGGCAGUCACAUUGUGCAGCCUUCCCUUAUAAAACACUUGUCAUCACCAAAACCAAAGGCUCAGUCAGGACAGUUUUACUGCCACAGGCUGGUGCAGAGACCACCACGGUUUCACGUUUAUUCUGAACAAAUGUCAGGGGAUUUGGUAAAACCAACUAUGUACUUCAUCAGUGAAGGAUUCCAAAGAGGAUUUGUAAAGACAGAUGGAAAAGAAGAGUUCCAAAAAGAUGUGAAUGAUAAUCCGGAAAUAGCUGGUCCAUAGCAAAGAAAUCACGAGGGUCAAAAAGGUAAAUGCUGUCAAGUUGCAGUGAGCAAGGAGAAUCACGGAGUACAUCAAAAAGGGACAUGGUUUAGUGGGCAAUACUGGUGGUAGGUAGAAAGUUGGACUAAAUAUGUCAGAGGUCUUUUCUAACCUAAAUGGUUCUAUGAAAAGAAUCUGUAUGCUUAACUGGCUAUGUUCAACUUUGGGCCAAAUAGUCAAAGGCCUGCAGAAGCAGGGAACCCCAACUACCAACACUGAAUCAAAACAUCACAAAAAACCAGCUAUAAAGUUAACGUGCAUGGGAGUUGGUUUUGAUCAAGAACUAGUGUGUAUUAGUAGAAGAUUAAAAUGCUUAAUUAAUGGAUUUAUGUUAUAAAUUUAAAAUUCAAGAACAAAUACAUGUUUCCCUCAGAAGUUUCAAUAAAAUGUGCAACAGCUUACCUGGCAUCAUUGUGUCCUAUACCAACCUGCCGUGACAGAACCUCGCUAAUUAAUGUUUGUUUAUUUUUUCCUUUAGAUGUCAUCUCCUUCUUCUACUUUACCUGAAGUGCACUACCACUACUUAGGAAAAAAGAACAUUAAAACUCUCUGCAAGAACAGGGUAAUAGGGAAGAGAACACAAAGUUUCACAGAUCUGACGUUCUUUUCACAUGUUGGUUAAUUUAAAAUAAGAAUACUAAUGACGAAAAAAUCUAAAUUGCUCAAAAAGAAAACUAAGAGAAGAACAAAACAACCUCCCCCUUUCCUCUCAGCAUUUCUGUCAUCAGAAAAUUUGGCAGUAGUACACAUCCAAAGCUUUUAUCAAAUGAAGCCACUCAUUUUUACAUUGUUCCAUCUGUUUUAAUGUAAAAUACUAGACAUUACGUAUUUACUGUGUAUGUAUUUCUUUUAAAAUGUGUAAGUCUUAUGUAAAUGGUUAUAAAUAUGAUUUUUUAAAAAUAAAAUCUAUGGUACAUGGGGUCUCAGUGCAAACAUUUGACAAUACAGUGUCAAUAAUACUGUUUGUAUCUUUCCAUUCCACCAUUUUUACAGUUUUUGGAUUGUAAAAGUCAAACAACUAUGUUUAGCAGAGUUAGAAGCUUCAACAUGUUCCUACUGAAAAAUCUGUCAAUAUUUAAAGCUGAACACCUGCCUCUGAUGAUGUAUAAUAGAAUGACAUUACCUGGAACUGGAGCCAAAAUGGACCUCUAAAGACAACAUGGAAAUGUCAGAUACUUAUAGAGAAGCACCAUGAUGGCUCACCUCUUAAAGACACACACAUAAACCCAGAAGAACUGUUUACAGAAAAAAAAAAAAAGAAAAAAGAAAAAAAAAAGCAAUUUAAUAAACACAAUUUAUAUGAAAACCAAAAACUUUCUUCUAUGUUACCUGCGGACCAAGAAGAAUCUUGCUUUACCAAGAGCCACCUUUUCGUUCCAGGAUCUUCAGACACCAGCCAGCAUUGGAAAAUUAAAUCUAAUAAUUGCAUAGAAUGAGAUUCUCAAGUUUCCGAACAUAUUCCAUGGAGAAAAUGAAAGAGAAGCUAAACCCCACAAUUUCUUCAUCACAACAGGGCAUUAGACAGGCUCCUGUCUAACGUUACGCUUUUAGCCAAGAUGGCCUUGCUGAGACUUCACAGAAGUCUGUUUUAUCAGAGGAAAUAACUGAAAGACAGAGUGAUUAAUAUAUAGUGUAUAAAAGUUUAGAAGAGCAACUAUUACCUGCUGUGGCUUUAUUUGGUGGUGUUAUUGUUGUUUAUUCUUUGUUUAAAUGGGAAGUUUCAAAGUAAGACCUACUUAAUAGUCAUUUUACCUAUUUGCUAUUUUUCUGCUGCUUGAUCUUAGCUCAAGACCUGUCUUUUAGUUAUUUCUUUUAGCAGUUUGAUCUGCAAUGUUUGCACGUACAUAAACAUUUGUUUUGUCUAUUUUCAUUUGGCAAACUUCAGUCAAUCAGAUGGUGAAAGAUUUUUCUCCCCCAAUGUCAAUAAAAAAGAAUUCAGUGCUA
This is a messenger RNA of Gallus gallus (chicken), 9510 nucleotides long. It is a transcript of the gene PPFIA2, whose product is annotated as PTPRF interacting protein alpha 2. The coding region runs from base 372 to 4232 and encodes 1286 amino acids. The transcript is spliced from 33 exons. NCBI's taxonomy places the organism in Eukaryota, Metazoa, Chordata, Aves, Galliformes, Phasianidae. Gene Ontology annotation, molecular function: protein binding. The record is from RefSeq and is a predicted model, not a curated record. Gene Ontology annotation, biological process: synapse organization. Gene Ontology annotation, cellular component: presynaptic active zone.